AUGAACUUCAUCAGUGUGUUGUCCUGCCUCAGCCUGCUGCUGGCAGCUGCUGCCACUCAGGAUCCAAAACCCUGCGUUUCACCACCACUGAUGAGUGGAGGUCUUUCUGUGAUGGCUGGCAACGGACUCUUCAUGUCAACAGGAACAAUAAGCUACGAUGCUUUCGGACAGAGGAUGCGUGUUAGAAACUAUGGACUUAGCGGCAAUCAGACCACUGGUAUGGACCAGCUGAUGCUUUUCAGCCAGAAAAUCUAUUAUGAAAUCGACUGGAGCAAAUUGUCUUGCAAGAAGAGGGAGCUCGAUACUUCCUUCAUUCCCAUGCACGUGCCCUCUGAUGCUAAACUCAUGGGUCAGGUGUUCCUGGGCUCCUCCUCCUCCUGGGGAAUGGGUGUGCUAGCCAACACCUGGUAUGGAGAGCUGCCACACAACGGCAUGUACACCACUGUCUUCACUGAGAUUGGCUGCAUCCCAAUGACCUACACCAGCUACACUCCAGAAUCUGGAUGGAUGACCAUCAGUACCUUCAACUGGGUCUUGGGCAACUCAAACCCCAUGGACUACAUCCCACCUUUCUUUUGUGCCAAGUCUGAACUGGAGAAGACAGAGACACCAGAAACCAUCUUCACUGCCUUGGAGUCUCUGGCCAUGAAGACCAAGAAAGAGGAGUAA
This is a messenger RNA of Toxotes jaculatrix (banded archerfish), 669 nucleotides long. Its product is annotated as ependymin-like. Gene Ontology annotation, molecular function: calcium ion binding. Gene Ontology annotation, biological process: cell-matrix adhesion. The transcript has 6 exons. The record is from RefSeq and is a predicted model, not a curated record. Lineage: Eukaryota; Metazoa; Chordata; Actinopteri; Toxotidae. The coding region runs from base 1 to 669 and encodes 222 amino acids. Gene Ontology annotation, cellular component: extracellular region; lysosome.